This is a messenger RNA of Aspergillus eucalypticola CBS 122712, 5500 nucleotides long. RefSeq names its product U4/U6-U5 snRNP complex subunit PRP8 (gene prp8). Bases 20 to 5185 code for a protein of 1721 amino acids. The transcript has 2 exons. Lineage: Eukaryota; Fungi; Ascomycota; Eurotiomycetes; Eurotiales; Aspergillaceae. Gene Ontology annotation, molecular function: U5 snRNA binding; U2 snRNA binding; U6 snRNA binding. Gene Ontology annotation, biological process: mRNA splicing, via spliceosome; spliceosomal tri-snRNP complex assembly. The record is from RefSeq and is a predicted model, not a curated record. Gene Ontology annotation, cellular component: catalytic step 2 spliceosome; U5 snRNP.
CGUCGGACAGCUUACUGGUAUGUACCGUUACAAGUACAAGUUGAUGCACCAGAUUCGUUCUUGCAAGGAUCUCAAGCAUUUGAUCUACUAUCGCUUCAACUCGGGACCUGUGGGUAAGGGUCCUGGAUGCGGAUUCUGGGCCCCGGCCUGGCGUGUUUGGCUCUUCUUCAUGCGUGGUAUUAUUCCUCUGCUCGAGAGAUGGCUCGGAAACCUGCUGUCCCGUCAGUUCGAGGGUCGCCACAGCAAGGGUGUUGCCAAGACUGUCACCAAGCAACGUGUGGAGUCUCACUUCGAUCUUGAACUCCGUGCAUCUGUCAUGGCGGAUCUCAUGGACAUGAUGCCCGAGGGUAUCAAGCAGAACAAGGUCAACACUGUGCUCCAACAUCUGUCGGAGGCAUGGAGAUGCUGGAAGAGUAACAUCCCUUGGAAGGUUCCUGGCCUUCCGGCGCCCAUUGAGAAUAUUAUUCUCCGUUACGUCAAGAGCAAGGCCGACUGGUGGAUUUCCGUCGCUCACUACAACCGUGAACGUAUCCGUCGUGGUGCCACCGUUGAUAAGACAGUUGCAAAGAAGAACCUUGGUCGACUCACCCGGUUGUGGCUCAAGGCUGAGCAAGAGCGUCAACACAACUACCUUAAGGAUGGUCCCUACGUGUCGUCCGAGGAAGCUGUGGCCAUCUACACAACUAUGGUCCACUGGCUUGAGUCUCGCAAGUUCUCUCCGAUCCCCUUCCCUAGUGUUUCUUACAAGCAUGACACCAAAAUCCUGAUCCUUGCUCUGGAGCGUCUGCGUGAAUCCUACUCCGUCAAGGGUAGACUCAACCAGAGUCAGCGUGAGGAGCUCGCUCUCAUCGAACAGGCGUACGAUUCCCCUGGAACGACCCUAGCCAGAAUCAAGCGUUUCCUCUUGACUCAGCGAGCCUUCAAGGAAGUUGGCAUUGAUAUGAACGACAAUUACAGCCAUAUCAAUCCCGUGUACGACGUGGAGCCCAUCGAAAAGAUCACUGACGCCUAUCUCGACCAGUAUCUGUGGUACCAGGCAGAGCAGCGCCACUUGUUCCCCGCUUGGAUCAAGCCCUCGGACUCUGAGGUGCCCCCCUUGUUGACUUACAAGUGGGCUCAGGGUAUCAACAACUUGGACAAUGUCUGGGAGACUGCUGAUGGCGAGACGAACGUUAUGAUCGAGACCGAGCUGUCCAAGGUCUAUGAGAAGAUGGAUCUUACUUUGUUGAACCGCAUGCUUCGCCUUAUCAUGGACCACAACUUGGCUGACUACAUCACUUCCAAGAACAACGUGCAGCUCAGCUACAAGGACAUGAAUCAUACCAACAGCUACGGUUUGAUUCGCGGUCUGCAGUUCUCCGGCUUCGUUUUCCAGUACUAUGGCCUGAUGAUCGAUUUGCUGCUCCUCGGUCUGCAGAGAGCUAGUGAAAUGGCUGGGCCCCCUGCAAGCCCCAACGACUUCCUGCAGUUCAGAGACCGUGCUACUGAGACGAAGCAUCCUAUUCGUCUGUACACACGUUACGUCGACAAGAUCUGGGUCUUCCUUCGAUUUUCUGCCGAUGAGUCUCGAGACUUGAUUCAGCGCUUCUUGACUGAGAACCCCGAUCCCAACUUCGAAAAUGUCAUCGGGUACAAGAACAAGAAGUGUUGGCCGCGUGAUUGCCGCAUGCGUUUGAUGCGUCAUGAUGUCAACUUGGGUCGCGCUGUAUUCUGGGAUCUGAAGAACCGCCUUCUGUUCUCUAUGUCCGGAUUCGAAGUCCGCAUUCUUCCUAAGUGCCGCAACCAAAAUGAGGAGUUCUCGGUGAAGGACAGCGUUUGGUCUCUGGUCGAUAACUCGACUAAGGAGCGCACAGCUCAUGCUUUCCUCCAGGUCACGGAGGAGGAUAUCCAGAAGUUCAACAACCGGAUUCGUCAGAUUCUCAUGUCGUCCGGUUCGACGACUUUCACUAAGAUCGCAAACAAGUGGAACACGGCUUUGAUCGCACUCUUCACCUACUACCGUGAAGCUGCUGUAUCCACUGUCAACCUUCUGGAUACGAUCGUCAAGUGCGAAACCAAGAUCCAGACCCGUGUCAAGAUUGGUCUGAACUCCAAGAUGCCUUCGCGUUUCCCUCCCGCCGUUUUCUACACCCCCAAGGAACUAGGAGGUCUGGGUAUGAUCUCUGGAUCCCACAUUCUCAUUCCGGCUAGCGACAAGCGGUGGUCCAAGCAAACGGAUACCGGCAUCACCCACUUCCGUGCGGGUAUGUCACAUGACGAAGAGACCCUGAUCCCGAACAUCUUCCGGUACAUCAUCCCCUGGGAAGCCGAGUUCAUUGACUCUCAGAGAGUGUGGAUGGAGUAUUCGCAGAAGCGGCAGGAGGCUCAGCAGCAGAACCGCCGCUUGACGUUGGAGGACUUGGAGGACAGCUGGGACCGUGGUCUGCCGCGUAUCAACACCCUGUUCCAGAAGGAUCGCAGUACGCUCAGCUUCGACAAGGGUUUCCGUCUUCGCGCCGAAUUCAAGCAAUACCAGCUGAUGAAGAGCAACCCGUUCUGGUGGACUAGUCAGAGGCAUGACGGAAAGCUGUGGAACUUGAACGCUUACCGUACCGACGUCAUCCAGGCCCUUGGUGGUGUCGAAACCAUUCUUGAGCACACCCUCUUUAAGGCAACUGCCUUCCCAUCAUGGGAAGGUCUCUUUUGGGAAAGAGCGAGUGGUUUCGAGGAAUCGAUGAAAUUUAAGAAGCUUACGAAUGCCCAAAGAUCCGGUUUGAAUCAGAUCCCGAACCGUCGGUUCACUUUGUGGUGGUCUCCUACCAUCAACCGUGCCAAUGUAUACGUUGGUUUCCAAGUCCAGCUGGAUCUUACCGGUAUUUUCUUACACGGUAAAAUCCCGACCUUGAAGAUUUCGUUGAUUCAGAUCUUCCGUGCCCACUUGUGGCAGAAGAUUCACGAGUCCGUCGUUAUGGAUCUGUGCCAAGUCUUCGAUCAGGAGCUUCAGCAGCUGGGUAUCGAGACAGUCCAGAAGGAGACUAUCCAUCCUCGUAAGUCUUACAAGAUGAACAGCUCUUGCGCCGACAUUUUGCUUUUCGCAACGAACAAGUGGAACGUCACGCGUCCUUCCUUGCUCUUCGAUACCAAGGACGUUUAUGAGCCAACCACGACAAACAAGUUCUGGCUUGACGUGCAGUUGAGAUAUGGUGAUUAUGACUCCCACGACAUCGAGAGAUAUGUUCGUGCCAAGUAUCUCGACUACACCACCGACAGCAUGAGUAUCUAUCCUUCGGCUACCGGUUUGAUGAUUGGCAUUGAUCUCGCGUACAACCUGUACUCGGCAUAUGGUCAGUACUUCCCUGGUCUGAAGACCCUGAUCCAGCAGGCUAUGGCCAAGAUCAUGAAGGCGAACCCUGCCUUGUAUGUCUUGAGAGAACGUAUCAGGAAGGGUCUGCAGCUCUAUGCUUCGGAAAGCAACCAGGAGUUCCUGAACUCCCAGAACUAUUCGGAGCUCUUCAGCCCUCAGAUCCAGCUGUUCAUUGACGAUACCAAUGUCUACCGUGUCACCAUCCACAAGACCUUCGAAGGUAAUUUGACGACCAAGCCCAUCAACGGUGCUAUCUUUAUCUUCAAUCCCAGAACCGGACAGCUGUUCUUGAAGAUCAUUCACACUAGUGUCUGGGCUGGACAGAAGCGUCUGGGUCAAUUGGCCAAGUGGAAGACAGCAGAAGAAGUGGCGGCUCUCAUCCGAUCCUUACCUGUAGAGGAGCAGCCGAAGCAGCUGAUUGUCACCCGUAAGGGUCUGUUGGAUCCUUUGGAAGUCCACCUGCUUGACUUCCCUAACAUUUCCAUCCGAGCUUCCGAGCUUCAGCUUCCUUUCCAGGCCGCGAUGAAGGUUGAGAAGCUUGCGGAUAUGAUUCUCCGGGCAACGGAGCCUCAGAUGGUUCUCUUCAACCUUUACGAUGAGUGGCUGAAAUCAAUCUCACCUUACAUUGCCUUCUCUCGUUUGAUUCUCAUUCUGAGAGCUCUCCACGUCAACAUCGAUAAGGCGAAGAUUAUCCUCAGACCUGACAAGAGUGUCAUAACCCAAGAGCAUCAUAUCUGGCCUUCAUUGUCGGAUGAGGAUUGGAUGAAGGUUGAAGUGCAAUUGCGUGACUUGAUUCUGAACGACUACGGCAAGAAGAACAAUGUCAACGUUCAGAGUCUGACGAGUAGUGAAGUUCGGGAUAUCAUCCUCGGUAUGGAGAUCAGUGCUCCUUCACUUCAACGUCAGCAGGCCGCGGAGAUCGAGAAGCAGCAGGAAGAGCAGAAGCAGCUCACGGCUGUUACGACGAAGACACAGAACGUCCGUGGCGAGGAUAUCAUCGUCACUACCACGUCUCAGUACGAGCAGCAAUCGUUUGCUUCCAAGACUGAGUGGCGCACACGGGCAAUCGCAACGUCCAACCUUCGUACGAGGUCUAACAACAUCUACAUCUCGUCGGAUGACGUCCGGGAGGAGGGAUACACCUACAUCAUGCCGAAGAACGUCCUCAAGCGCUUCAUCACGAUUGCAGAUCUCCGUGUGCAAGUUGCCGGAUACCUGUACGGUACCUCCCCUCCUGAUAACGACCAGGUGAAGGAAAUCCGCACCAUUGUCAUGAUCCCCCAGGUGGGCAAUACGCGUGAGGUGCAGUUGCCACAGCAGCUGCCCCAGCACGAUUAUCUCAACAACCUCGAACCUCUGGGUGUUAUCCACACCAUCUCUGGAAACGAGCCCCCUUACAUGUCGGCCAUGGAUGUUACACAGCAUGCUCGUUUGAUGAACGCCCACUCCUCCUGGGAUAAGAAGACGGUUACCAUGACAGUGUCUUUCACCCCUGGAUCCGUGUCACUUGCGGCCUGGGGUCUCACGCCCCAAGGCUACAAAUGGGGAGCAGAGAAUCGUGAUACCACGUCUGAUCAACCGCAAGGAUUCUCGACCAGCAUGGGAGAGAAGUGCCAGCUGUUGCUCAGUGACAAGAUCCGCGGAUACUUCCUGGUUCCGGAAGACAACGUCUGGAACUACAGCUUCAUGGGCAGCUCCUUCGGCGGAGUGGAGAAGCGGCCGGUGUACGUGAAGAUCGACACCCCUCUGAGAUUCUACGAUGAACAACAUCGUCCAUUGCACUUCCAGAACUUUGCGGAACUGGAAGAUAUAUGGGUUGACCGUUCUGAUAACUUUGCGUGAGCGAUGUGUGGAUGGCGUUUGCAUGAUACUAUUUUCCUUUUUCCUUUUAUAUGGACGAUUACGUUGUUUUGACAUUAUUUCCCAUAUCUUCAAGCCAUGUCUUUUUCCCCUCUCGAAGUUUUCUUUUCUUUUGAUGUUCGCAGUAUACAAAAUCCUCUCAUGUGUCUUACUAUGGUUACAUUUUUUGAUAUCGAUGCUUGGCAGCAAGUGAGGGAUGAAGAAGCCCAACGGAAGUGGAGAUCCGGUGGCGGGGAUGGGGCAAAAAUGGCUGCGCUAUGUACAGUAGACAUGUAGGUAGCGAUGUAUGUUUAAGAA